Cryptotermes secundus is the source of this 1026-nucleotide messenger RNA. RefSeq names its product transmembrane protein 223. Gene Ontology annotation, biological process: nervous system development. Lineage: Eukaryota; Metazoa; Arthropoda; Insecta; Blattodea; Kalotermitidae. The transcript is spliced from 3 exons. Gene Ontology annotation, cellular component: mitochondrion. Bases 158 to 937 code for a protein of 259 amino acids. The record is from RefSeq and is a predicted model, not a curated record.
UCGUACUGGUAUUCCGUGGAUGUGCAAGUGCACGAAGGUGAUGAGUGAGAGGUUUGAAUGGGAUGGCUUUUUCUGUAUCAAACCAAAGAUAUGGUUAACGUCCAAUUGUGAAACUUUUACCAAUUAUUCGUAAUACAAAAUACAGAAGCCCUGCAUUAUGAAUGCCUAUAUAUGUUAUAAAUGGAGGGUUCUGUGGCCAGUGUCUUGUCUCGUGAAGGGGUGCCGUAUGCCCUGUCAUCAGAAGAAGACGUUGAAUGAUUUACUGCGCUCAUCCAUCAAGUUCCUAAAUUGUACAAGUGCAGUCCAUACGUACGUUACAAAUGUGAGCCGAAUGUGUGUCAUCAGGCACCGGCUUGGUUUUUCAAAACUGCCUGUGAGCACAUCUGCCCUUGAAGUAAAUACAAACGUAGCAAAAGAUGUGAUUUUGUACCGGUAUGAUAAUCCUAAGUUCUUUCGCAUUGUGAACAUCUUCGCAUUGUGCCAGUUUGGUUUUUGGACUUACCUUUCUCAUUUUGCCUUUACUUCGAUGAGGGAUGCACCUGUACCGAAAGAUAGAGACGAUCUACCCUGGUGGAGAAAGAUUAAUCUUGGAGAAAAUAAAUACAGAAAUGGUUUGACAGUUUUGAGUUUUCUUAUAGGGUAUGGUAUUCUGACAGCAGCAUGGUUAUUCACUCUGAAAUCCGUUCGAUAUCUGAUACUGCGGAAGGGCGGCGAUAAACUGACAUUUGUAACUUACACACCAUUUGGAAAGAACAGGAUGAUGACGGUUGAUGUAAACAAGGUUAGCAGCCAAGAGAGUCGACAAAAUGCUCGCGUUCAACUGCCCAUAAGAGUGAAGAACUUUCGCCUCUUUUUUAUGCUGGAUAUGAAAGGGGAAUUCAAAAAUCCAAAGCUAUUUGACCACACUGCUGGACUCAAGAGGGUGUGGAAAGAUUGAGGUGAACUGCACUGCUGUAGUAACUUGGAAAAAAAGAGACAUAAGUUGUAAUAUUGUAAUAAAAAUAAAUAUUUUUUCAUUUAUGAGAA